Rangifer tarandus platyrhynchus (Svalbard reindeer) is the source of this 942-nucleotide messenger RNA. Lineage: Eukaryota; Metazoa; Chordata; Mammalia; Artiodactyla; Cervidae. The record is from the annotation of a GenBank genome assembly.
AUGCACCUGCGCAGCCUCUGGCCCCCACCUGGGCCGGCUCUGGGGCCGCACCAGGAGCGGAAGGCCAGACGUGGGGUGAAGCACCCCAAAGAUGUUGGGGCCAGGGUCCCAAGAGCUGCCAGGCCGCCCCGAGUGCCCGCCAAGUCCUCCUCUGCAAGGGGGAGGCUCUGGAACUGUGGAGGCGGGGGCGUCGCAGGGCUGCAGCUCGGGCUCCCAGGCCCUGAGCAGACACGGGAGGUGGCUCCCCAUCACCAGCCCAAGGCGGCUGCAGGCCCCGGCCCCAGCCCCGGCCCGGCCCAGGUGAGCGCUCCGGGAACAGUGCCUCUGGCGGAUCUGGGCGCAUCCCGGUGGGCGGGGAACCUGAGGCCCAGGCAGACGGCCGGCCCCCCCAACACGGACCCCCCCCAGGCCCCGGGACACCUCCUCGCCCGUGGGCUCCGGGGUCAGCUGUCCUCCCGGCACAGCCAGACCCUGGAAGCAUGGCGCCCGCAGAUGCGAGGGCAGGCCGGGCAGGGUGGCUGGCAGGUGUCCUCGGGAGCCUGGGCUCCGGCCGGGCGCUGCUCCACAGCUGACAACGGCGCUUCACCCAGAGCCUCUCACCCCAUGGAGCCACAGCGCCCGCUGCGCAGCUGCCUCCUUGCCCCAAGCCCCCUGGGGUGCAGGCCGCCCUUCCGCCUGCCAGUCUGGGUUCUGGACACGGGCCACCCCAGCGGCUCCUGGGCCCCAGGACGGGCCGAGGCUGGUCAUCAGGAUGCGGGCCCGGCCUGCAGAGCUAAGGCACUUUUGUCCACCCCGCCAGAGGCAGGCCAUGUCCAAGCGCUGCAGGGGCUGAAGCCGCAGUGUCUGGGCCUCGGCUCACUCAGCUUUUCCUCCGUUUCUGGCGACGCUGGUCCUGUUUCCCCGCCUCACGUCCGGACGCUGUUUCAUCGCUAUGCUUACUAA